AUGUGCCAAUCGACAUCAUCCUCUUCCUCCGUGUUGCUCCAGAGGACGAGCGAAGGAUGGCAUACGCGAUACCUAUCAGAACACGUACACAUAGGAUGGACAAGAGGUUACACAAGAGAGAACGGGGCCUUGGUCGAGGUUCAAGGAGUUCCAGAUUCCAGGAUGGGGGUCUUUGUCAAUGACUGCUGGAAACACCUUCUUGGAGGAGGUCAGGGCGGUGGAAUCAUAUCUAUACGGAAACUAUUAGUACAUACCACACGGACAUAUUCCAUUCUUGAAACAGAAGAUCGCACCCAAGGUCUACCUUUCACCUCUAGUGUUAAGGAUCAAAAGAAUAGGAUACUGUCUGGCUACAGGGAAUGUCUUCAAGAACCUGGUGGUUGGAUACAAGAGAGCCUUCACUACCAUGGGAAAGAGUUGUCCUCUGAGGAGCUAGCCAGGAAGCGGAGUUACAAUUGCAGAUCUUCCUGCACUAUGUCAACAGCGGAAAUAAAUAAAAGAGAAAGCUGGGUGAGUGAAAUUGUAGACUAUAAGAGAGUAAUGGAGGGAAGCUACAAGACCAAGCAGCUACUAGACCGACCUGUUCGAGCUGGAGGAAGGACAUCGAGGUAUUGUUUCUUAGCCAGCAGAAGAAAACGGCAAUUAGCUGCUGAAGAGCCGAGAGACUUUCUCUGCAUUCUGGGUCUGCUCUUUUCUGAGCUGGGGAGUGUUGUGGAUGUCCUAUCGGGAUUCGAACUGAUUACAAAACCAGUUCAGUUAACGAAGUUUGUUUAG
Molecule: messenger RNA, 774 nt
Organism: Nezara viridula (southern green stink bug)
Lineage: Eukaryota; Metazoa; Arthropoda; Insecta; Hemiptera; Pentatomidae
Source: the annotation of a GenBank genome assembly